This is a messenger RNA of Rhizoctonia solani, 240 nucleotides long. Its product is annotated as Synaptobrevin. Bases 1 to 240 code for a protein of 79 amino acids. The record is from RefSeq and is a predicted model, not a curated record. Lineage: Eukaryota; Fungi; Basidiomycota; Agaricomycetes; Cantharellales; Ceratobasidiaceae. The transcript is spliced from 3 exons. Gene Ontology annotation, cellular component: membrane. Gene Ontology annotation, biological process: Golgi ribbon formation; vesicle-mediated transport.
AUGCGCGAGAACAUUACCCGUGUGGCGGAGCGUGGUGAAAGACUAGAUGUCUUGCAAGACAAGACUGACAACCUCGCUGUCAACGCCCAGGGCUUCCGACGAGGAGCAAACCGAGUGCGCAAGAACAUGUGGUGGAAGGACAUGAAAAUGCGUAUCAUUAUCGCUAUUGGUGUUGCGAUCCUAAUCGUUAUCAUUGUGGUCCCCAUCGUGAAAGCCGUCAAGGGCAAUAACAACAGCUGA